Messenger RNA from Ahaetulla prasina, 2596 nucleotides. RefSeq names its product lymphocyte activating 3 (gene LAG3). Bases 65 to 1531 code for a protein of 488 amino acids. The record is from RefSeq and is a predicted model, not a curated record. Gene Ontology annotation, cellular component: external side of plasma membrane; membrane raft. The transcript has 8 exons. Gene Ontology annotation, biological process: interleukin-15-mediated signaling pathway; positive regulation of ERK1 and ERK2 cascade; T cell activation. Gene Ontology annotation, molecular function: MHC class II protein binding; protein tyrosine kinase binding. Lineage: Eukaryota; Metazoa; Chordata; Lepidosauria; Squamata; Colubridae.
CCCCAUUCAAAGCCAGGCCAAUUGGCAAGGGGCGGAGGACUCACCUAUCUCUUGGAUUGCCAGGAUGACUCUAGUCCUGCUUUUCUGCACGCUUGUUCUCAUUCUGCAGAUGACCAGUGGAGAGAAGUACAGGGUGUGGGGUGAGGAAGGCACACGUGUGACCCUUCCUUGCUACCUGAGUCCCCAGACAGCGAAAGACAAUUUGAGGCACCUGUACAAAGGAUUAGAGGUUCACUGGGUGCGUCAUGGAGGCAGUUCUUCCAUGAAACGUCAUUUGGUGCUCAAGGUGAAGCCCAGUGGGCUUAAGAGUCUGGGCCAUUCCAUGAUGCGCCGAGUAACUGUCUGGGACGCUGGCUUUCUUAAGGGGAAUUUUUCACUCCAGAUUAAGUCAUUGCUGAAGGAAGAUGCAGGAACCUAUGAGGCACGAGUGAGACAUGGGAACAAGGGCUGGCACUGCCUCGUGGAGCUUGGUGUGGUGUCAGUCACCGCUCUCCCUUCUCGUCCUCUAAUUGAGUCUGAAUCGGUCAGGCUAAACUGCAACUUCAGCCACCCAGGAAAUCCUACCAACAUCCUCUGGUUCCACAGAGAUGUCCUCGUUCGCACUUCCUACAGGCUGCAUCCUAUGGGUCAGACCCUGCUUAUCUCUGAAUCAGUCAGUAGCGACACUGGGCCCUGGGUUUGCCAACUCACCUUUGCAGAUGGGGAGAGAAUUGCAGUCAGAUACAACCUGCAAGUUAUAGGAUUUACUGAGCAAGCCCCCUCUGUCAUCUAUACAGCAGCUGGAUCGGAUGCUCAUCUGCCCUGUGUCCUGAAUUCCAAUCCCAUGAACUAUGGAAUUUCAGGGGUGGCCAUCCAAUGGAGAUACAUGGCAGGGAGAGAACUGAAGGCUAAACCCAUUCCCAGUUAUGAAAACCAUCAAGAUUUCACUCUUCAUCUCCCAGCUAUUGGAUUAAAUGAUGCAGGCCAAUAUCUCUGUGAGAUCACCAUCCAAGGCAUUACUAUAAUUCAGAAUGUCACUCUGGCAGUGAUGGCAGUCAUUACCAGCACUGUUGGGCCAAGAAUUCCUGAAGGUUCUCACUUGGUCCUCAUCUGUAACCUCAGCUACUACACAGGAAAAGAGCGUUUUCAGUGGAAGUGGCUGGACUUGGAAUCCAGCAACAGCUCUCAGUCUGGUUCCAGUAGGCCUGUGAAAUGGGGCCCAAUCCAGGAAUUCCGCCAGGUGUCAUCAAGGGAUGCAGGCAUCUGGGAAUGCAGUGCCCAUGGUCCAGAGGGGAAGCUGGGAUCGGUGCAGUAUCACCUGGAAACUGCAGCCAGUGCCCAGCUUGCCAGCUUGCCCUCUGUACCAACUGAGACAAUAUUUGGCCUGUUACUAUUUUUUCUUGUUGCCUUACUCUUCAUCAUAGCUUUGGUCUACCUGAGACGAAGGAUGUAUUCCCUGAACUUCCAAGCAUUGGAUAGGAUUGUGGAUGCUUUGCCUGGGAAAGUAGAAAAGAAUGGAAGCCAGAAGAAGAUUCUACAACCGGAAUGCUAAAGGAAAGGAAAACGAGGAAGAAGAUUACUUAUAUGAGAAUUGUCAGGACUGGCCAACUAGACCUAAGAAUAGAUUUAUGUUGGUUUGGAUCAAGGGUCAGUAAGUUUACUGUGUUUCGAACUGUGAGAUAGAUCUUCCUUGAAAACAGUGAAGCCUAAAUGUACAGCAAUCUAUUUAGGGAGCGGAUGUAGAGCCAAUUUCUUCAAAGAAGUCACCUUUAAAAUCUGCUGGAUUUCUCAGAGAUGAUUGCUCCCCCUUUUAACAGCUUGGUAGUCCGCUAUAUGUCCCCCACCCUUUUAUGCAAGUUUAGGGAGUCUUGUUCAUUUCUAUCCCUUUCUCAAGGUUAUUGUUGCAUGUCCUGAUCCACUGGUUUUUACAUAAAAUAGUAGAGAUAUUCCUCAACAUAUGAUCACAAUUGGGACUGGGAGUGCCAUUUUAAGUUGGUGUGUCAUAAAGUGAGACAUCAUGUGGCCAUGCCACUUUACAGCAGCAAUCCCACCAUUCUUUGUUGUGUUUAUUAAUCAGGAAUUGCAGGUACCAACUAUUCCAGUCCAACUAUUCCAAAAUUUCUCCCUCCCAGUCCAGAACCUCAGUAAGAUAAGGGACUGCCUCCAACUCCCCCAACCACCCAUCUGUAUCUCCUCUGCCUGUGUGUUUAGGCCACCUGCCCACCUGCCUUGUAGAGCUGCAUGCCUGUGAGGCUGCUUGCCAUGACUCAGAAAGCUUCAGCUGCCCCAGCAAGUGCAAGCAAGCACUCAUUUGCCCAGAUGGCCUUUCCUUCCAGCUUCAUUUCUUUGCAGAACCCAGUUGUUGUUCUUCCGUUUGUAAUCCACAGUUCUAUAAACAGAAAUAAUUAUCUCUGAAAGCUCAAAUCUUUCAAUAAAGUCAUUUUGGUUAGACUUUAAAGACUGGUUUUCUAAAACUAUUACAUUAAAAAUAAGUAAUUAAAACGCAGAUAGAAUCUUACGUCUGGAAGGAAUCUUGUGGGUCUUCUAGUAGUCCAACCCUCUGUUCAAGGCAGGAGUCCUUAUAUCAACUCAGACAAAUGGUUGUCCAUCUGUUCUU